GAAUGCGAAUUUGGCUUUUGGCAUUAGUUCUACUUGUGCUUCUCGAGCGUUCGCAGGCCGAAAUGAAAGUAUUCGUAUGUCUUCUGGCGCUGGCCGCCACUCUGGCAACAGCCAAUGCAGGACUCCUGGAACUGUUAAAGAAGGGCGGCGGAGGUGGUGGCGGUGGCUAUGGCGGCGGAUACGGUGGUGGCUAUGGAGGAGGAUACGGUGGUGGUGGCGGCGGCGGAGUCCAGGUCGUCAAAGUGAUCAACACCUAUGAGGGAGGACACGGAGGUGGCUACGGAGGUGGCUACGGAGGCGGCUACGGAGGUGGCUACGGAGGUGGCUACGGAGGAAGUGGCUGGAACUCUGGCAGCUACGGUGGUGGUUACGGAGGCGGUUAUGGAGGUGGUUACGGUGGUGGCCAUGGAGGCGGCAGCCACGUGGAUGUCUACAAGGUGAUCACUACCACGUCCCAUGGAGGUGGCUACGGCGGUGGCUACGGAGGUGGUUACGGCGGUAGCUACGGAGGUAGCUACGGAGGUGGUUACGGAGGUCAAUCCGGCUGGUGGAAAACCAAGUAAGCCGGAGAUACUGACCCAAUAAGCCCGUAUUGCCCCCAUUCCCCAGAACUACCCCCCAUUUAGCCGUAGUCCGGAUACAAACUCGUUUAUGUACCUGAAAAAUCUUCCAUAGCUAAGCAACCCGAAACUCUUUAAGGCCAGUUAUUCCCAAAUUAGCGAAACUAGUUUGAGAUUAUCGGCAGACUGCUUGGCGAA
This is a messenger RNA of Drosophila eugracilis, 758 nucleotides long. RefSeq names its product holotricin-3. NCBI's taxonomy places the organism in Eukaryota, Metazoa, Arthropoda, Insecta, Diptera, Drosophilidae. The record is from RefSeq and is a predicted model, not a curated record. The coding region runs from base 3 to 563 and encodes 186 amino acids. The transcript has 2 exons.